This is a messenger RNA of Pecten maximus, 4275 nucleotides long. RefSeq names its product coiled-coil domain-containing protein 74A-like. The coding region runs from base 332 to 1495 and encodes 387 amino acids. Lineage: Eukaryota; Metazoa; Mollusca; Bivalvia; Pectinida; Pectinidae. The transcript has 10 exons. The record is from RefSeq and is a predicted model, not a curated record.
CUUCAUUACUUGUUGAAAAAUGGCUGCCACUGGGUAGCAACGAAGACCCUCUCAAGUUUGAUCACGAAACAAGAAUAAUCUUGGCUCUCAAAUAUAAAUUAUUGAGACGAAAACGAAUACCAAAGCUGUAUAAUGGAAUAAGGAAAAUGUAACCGUGAAAUUAUUGUUGGAUUUGACCUCACAAUGUUGAAUAUUUGUAAUAAGCCGCUGUGCUGACACCAACUUUCAGCCAAGGAGAGUGGCUACUCAUUGGGUGCCACCAUAAACAACCAGGAGCACGGAGCAGCCACCCUCAGGUCAGCCAAUUCCGGGCGAUGCCGCGGCUGGCAACAUGAUCAAACAGGGCGUCGUACAGGAAAAAAUUUCUGAUCUAACAGCCAUGAACCAGCUGCCACCUUUAAGCACGCUGCCUCAAUGGUCUCGGAUUAAUACACUUGAUCGGGGCCGCUACCCAAAACCUUUUGUCAAGGAUAAGGUGACAGGGGGUGCUGAGGGAAGGAAGGAGGGAGAAGAGGAAGAGCGUGAUGUUGACAUAUCAGAACUUAACCCCUCUCAAAGGAUUCAUCAUCUUGAGAGGAGUAUCCAUUUUCUUCGUCAACAACAUCAGGAAGUCCUCAAGUCACUCCACGAUGAAAUUGAGGUUCUCAAGAAAGAGAAUAAAGAUUUACAUUUUAAAAUUGUGAUGUCCCAGAAGCAGCACCAGGAAAAACAAAGUGCCAACAGCCAACAUGACGGCUCUAAAGACCGUUCCCGCAAUGACGGCAACUCUCGGGCGCUCGAGAAAGAAUAUUCCUCCAAUUCUCUCAUCUCUCAAACUCUAGAAUUAAGUAGCUCCGCCGGCCGUUCCCGUGUGGAAGCGACAAAAGAACGGUUACAAGCAGAGGAUCGACUAGAUGAGCUGAAGAUCAUCUUUCUGGAGGAGGAGAUAAAGGAACUAAAACAUGCACUUCGUGAUCUCAAAAACCGUAACAACUUCCUAACACAGAGGCUGGAACAGGAAGAGGAACACAAGAAAAAACAACUGGCUAAGAUUGAGAGUCUACAGUAUCAAGUAGCCCAGGGUGGUGGUCCAAUGGCUGAGAAAAUCGCCACUGGUAAUCUCAACAUCUUCAGCAACCCUAAUCAUCCUCCGACCUUGACAGAAUGUGAGGUCGUCAUUCGCCAUCUUCAGUCCAUCAAUGAGCAGCAGACACAUGAGCUGGAACGUCUUAAGUCAGACCUGCGCGAUGUAUUGUACUCCCACAAGUGGACGCCCGAUGCCUACCUGCUUGCCAAGGCUUACAUUGCAGAAGAUGAUGCUAAGGACAAGGAAGAGAAAAGGGCGCUUCCCAAACUUAAAAACCCUUCCAGGAAAUUACCCGAUAUUGCUUAUAUCCAAAGAGAUACAGUAAAUUUACCGGCUCUGAAGCAGACAGUCAGUAACAAAGCAAUAGAGAGACGUAAACGUACACAGAUACUUCAGAAAGCUCGCCUACACAAAGAAAUUCUACCCUAAUGUGUCAGCAUUCUAGGUAAAGGGAGAUAAUUGUGUAUACAACGUACCCAGAUAAGGUCUACUGAAGGAAUUCCUCAACCACUGGCAAGUAGACUAGUCAUACUGCUGGAGGCUGUGUAAUAAUGAACUGUAAUGUUUGCUGAAUGAAUUCCUGGGUAAUGUGUGACCAGAUUUAAGUUGUCACCCUGAGCAAAGGUACGAAAACACACAUUUGUAUAUGACACAUGGUGGAAAUUCUCAACAAAGUGUGCCUCGAUGUUUCUCUCUUAAAAGAUUACCAUGCUAUGGAGUGAGAAAACUAUUGUAAAGACAAUAUUUUAAACAUUUGACAAUUUUUUUCUUGUCGUCGGAGACUGAUAAUAGGAGAUGUCUGUAUGUUGUGUUGUUUACUAGGGAAAGAAGGGAAGUAACUUCCAUCAGUGUUUUUCUGACCAUUGCCAUGAUGUCCAACGUGCCUCCCUGUGUUCCCCCAUCUAACAUUGAUCAUAAUCAGAUGUGGCAGGCCUAAACUAUUCUAACUGAAUUUACCUAUACAACUCCUGUAUUUCAAUAUUUUAAGUGAAGAUUCUUCCUGAAAUUUUAUCACGUUUCAAAAUAGAUUAGGAAUUACAGAUAUAUACUGUAUAUCACUUUUUUUCGCUGCAGAUUAAAUGGUGAGUCACAAUUUUUAGAAACUUUUAAGCAUAAAAUGUUGUUUAAGACAAAAGUUGAUGACAUGUAAAUGUAGACUAGCACUAAAACCAAAUUCACUUCAGAAGAUAAAAAGUUAAUUCUCAAAGUUUAUUUACUUAUUGAGAAAAAUCCAGUUAAGCCACAGCAUAUACUUAAAUGUAAUAUUGUAAACAUAUUUUAGCUUUAAUAUCAUUUUAGCAGCAAUCAUAUUUAAGUGCAUUUUGCACUUGAUACAAAUUAUGAUAGCGCUCGUUACACUUUAUACAUACUAUUUCCAUAUCAAAUAAUGUGGGUGAACAAAUUCAUUAUUGCACUUAUCUGUUGAAAUUUGGUAAUGUGCUGAAUUUUAGUGCAAAACAAUUCAUGUUUAAGGUAUAUUCUUGGAUUGUAGCCGAUAUGCAUCCCUGUGCAGACCUACAAUUAAAUUCCUGUUAGGUUUCAGUUGAUCAUAAUGUUAUGUUCAUAGCUAGCAGCACUACUUUAUCUAUAUAAAUUAGGCAUUUUUCUAUUCUCUUCAUUACACUAGCCAUACUUUGGUACAAGAGAUCUGAAGCGAUUGGAUUUAUAUGCAGAAUGUGAGACAAUACAUGUAUUUGUAUGUAAAGGUAAUUUUUUUAUCUAUUCAAUUAAAGACUAUUGCCAAGUGCUAGUCCUAUGUUGUCGUACGGAUGAAUCCUCUUUGGUUGUGUAUAUAUCUAUUGCCAAGUGCUAGUCCUAUGUUGUCGUACGGAUGAAUCCUCUUUGGUUGUGUAUCUGUCGGUGUGUAGCUAUAUUCUGAAAGCAGAUUUUAUGAUUCUGAAUAUCAUGCACCCCAAGUAUACAUACAAAUGUACUUUUAUAGAAAGUUAUUAUAUAACUUUCAUACAAAGUCACCUAAUUUCAUAUGUUUGCUGAAUGUUUAAGGUUCAUGUGUAGGUAAUUUCUUGAUGUAUGUAUUAAUAUGUUUUGACAUUAGAAAGAAAAAUCAAAUUAAAAAUAAAUUCUAGUAAGCAGCUCUUCAACUGUCUGAUCCUACACCCCAAGUAUUUUCUCUAAUCAGACCCACGAAUAUAAUCCGACAUUCCUUCACAAACCAACUCCAGAGUAUGCUGUACUCCAACAAUGUUAGAGGUUUUACACGGCGAGAUACUUUUGACAGGCGCCGUGUCGCAGUCGGCAAAAUAAUAUCCGAUAGAAAAAGAGCCGACCAGCGGCCUCUUAUGUUAUAGGAGUAGAGUAUGCUGAUGAUUUUUUGUGACCAGAGGUUUGGGUACGAGUUAAGACUGGUUCUGGUAUAAUCAGUAUAGGUUCGAUUAAUUUAGUGUAUAAUACCUGUAGUUUUAACAAUAAUCCAAAAACAAGUUUUUAUCACUAAAGCUUCAAUACUCGACUGCCUAGUGUAUGGAAGAAGGACACAACUGUAUUGUGUAAAUCCAGCUCAUGUUUAUACCGUUGUACCGACUAGCAAAUAGAAUAGGCCUUGGAUGAGUGACCAUAUUUCAAUCUGCAUGUACAUGUAUUUUGCCAACUCUGUGAUGAACUGUUUGCUAAACUAGACUCCUCUCAAAAUUAGUUUUUGUUUUUGUGUGCAUUGCUUAAUAUAUAUACUCCAGCAUAAUUUUUUAUUAUUAUUUUCAUAAUUAAAUACUACCAUAUGCAUGUAUUGAAAAGCAAUUGAUGCAAUGCACAAUUAUAGCAUUUAUGAUAAAUGUUCUAUUCAAACUGUACUAUGGUUUAUUUACCUUCUACCCAAUCUAGGGGGUCAAAGUUCAUAGAAAUGAUACAUUUAUACAUCUAGGAGACACCAGAUGUACAAGGUUUUCUUUCACAUUUAAAAAUUCUGUUCGGAAAUGGGUGGGCUGUGGAUUGGAGGGGCUUAGUGAAACAUUAUAUCACAGAAUCCCGAUACAUUUAUGGGGCUGAAACUCCAGUGAUGUGGUAUAUAUGGGAGCAGUGUUUGCUGGCAUUGUAUGUUGUUUGUGUGUAUGUACUGGCAUUUCUACAGAAAACAUGCUCAUACAUUAUUAUAUGCAUACUUAUAAUAAUUACAAUGUGUUCUGUCAAUCUUCUCAUAUUUUUUUUUCUCAAAUAGAAUGAAAAUCAAAUUAAAUGUAUUCAUAUCAGAUACC